Auxenochlorella protothecoides is the source of this 19257-nucleotide messenger RNA. Its product is annotated as Erythronolide synthase, modules 3 and 4. NCBI's taxonomy places the organism in Eukaryota, Viridiplantae, Chlorophyta, Trebouxiophyceae, Chlorellales, Chlorellaceae. The transcript is spliced from 50 exons. Gene Ontology annotation, molecular function: ATP binding; phosphopantetheine binding; chromatin binding. Bases 1 to 19257 code for a protein of 6418 amino acids. Gene Ontology annotation, biological process: fatty acid biosynthetic process. The record is from RefSeq and is a predicted model, not a curated record.
AUGUUUGACGCCUUCGUGGCCACCGCUUCCGCCCUCCUCGAGGCCGUCCUUCCUGGGACGGGUGGGGGAGGGAGCACGGCAGGCGGCGCGGCGGCAGUGGGCCGCCUGGAGGAUGCUGGGCAGAGGCACGAGAACGGACAGCGGCUGCACACCAGCUGCCAGCCGGAUGGCAGCGCCCUCAGCCACCCCGCCCGCCUGGAUGCCGCCACCCAUGUCCUCAGCAGCCUGCCCCGGCCCGUGCACGGCAAGCCCGGGGGGCUGCUGAUGCCGGUGGGCAUCCGGGCCGCGCUUUCCACCGCCUCAGCUGGGACUGGCCCGCCACGGUCGGGGGACGCACAUGCUGGAUGGGCGACGGGCCGGGGCCAGGCCCAGCUUCUGGACGCUGUGCUUGCAGACAUCACUCUGGGACAGAGUGAUGUCACCCUUUCCAGCUUCGAGCUCAGGGACCCCGCUGGCCCCAGCUUGGAGGAUGCUGUGAGUUCGACUGUGCAGAUGGUCGUGGAGAAGCUGCUCGGUGCAGCCAUACCAGCGGAUCAGCCAUUUGCCGAAGCAGGCCUGGACUCCCUAGGCGCCGUCGAUCUGAGGAACGACCUGGCUGGCGCUUUUGGGCUGGACCUCCCCGCCACAGCCAGCUUUGACUACCCCACCAGGGACAGCAUGCGGGACUUCAUCGUAUCUGAGCUGAUAGAGAGGUGGGAUGUGGAGCUCUACUACGACCCCGCGGUACCGUCCCCACCGGGCCGCAUGUACGUCCGCCAUGGCAUCUUCUUGGACGGCAUCGACGCCUUUGACGCCGAGGCAUUCAGGCUGGCGGGGCAGGAGGCCGGCGCGAUGGACCCCCAGGCGCGCAUUCUGCUUGAGGAAAGCGCGUCGGCGCUGCACGCAGCCCACCCCCCCAACCCCGCCUCCCCCGCCGCCGCGCCCUGGGGCACCUACGUCGGCUGCAUGUACUCCGAGUUCCUGCAGGUGCUGCACGGCGCGGGCCUGCCCCUCUCCCCCGCGGCCAUCACCGGCAGCGGGCUGAGCUACCUGGCGGGGCGGGUGGCCUACACCCAUGGCCUGCGCGGCCCGGCGCUGGCCAACGACACCGCCUGCUCCAGCAGCCUGGUGGCGGUGCACGCUGCGCACGCCGCGCUGGCGCUGGGCGAGGUGCGCGCAGGGGUGGUGGCCGGGGUCAACGCCCUGCUCCUAGGCGCCACCUCCGCCAGCGUGGCGGGGAUGGGCGCGCUGUCCCCCGCCGCGCGCUGCCUGACACUGGACGCUGCGGGCGACGGCUACGGCCGCGGCGAGGGGUUUGUCGUCCUGGUGCUGGGGGGGGUGGCCUGGGCGGGCGAGGACUCACACCCGACAGACGAGAAGGUCGAGGGAAGCACCCCCGGCUCCACGCCGCCCCUGGCCAUCCUCCUGGGUGUGGGCGUGAACCAGGACGGGCGCAGCGCCGGCCUCACCGCGCCCAGCGGCCCGGCGCAGGCGGCACUUGUCGCGACGCUGCUGCGCCGCGCAGCGGCGGAGGUCGACCGCCUCGCCUUCCUGGCCCUGCACGGGACGGGGACGCCGCUGGGCGACCCUCUGGAGGCAUCGGCGCUGCUGGCGCUGCGCCACUCCUCCGCCUCGCUUGCCGUCCUGCAUGCCGGCGGCGUGCUGCAGGACGGCAUCAUCCUGAGGCAGCGGGCGGCAGCGGCGCGCGCCGUGGCCGCUCCCAAGACGGGUUUCCUGAGUGCUCUGACGAGGCCUGGGGUCUGGGGGACGCCGCUGCAGGCCAUCUGCCUCUUCUCCUCUGUCUCUGCCUUCAUCGGGUCGCCUGGACAGGCUGUGUAUUCGGGCAUCAACGCAGCGCUGGACGCCUGGGCUGGACAAGUGGCGCGAUCUGGCUUACAAGGGCUGAGCAUGGAGUGGGGGGCCUGGGGUAGGGUGGGCAUGGCGCAUGGCUCCUCCGCCGUGAUCGCCAGGGCUGAGGCUGCGGGGCUGGGGUCAAUCCCACCCGAGCUCGGGCUGGGCAUGCUUGCUCGAGCCCUCAUGGCUGAUAGCAGCCACCCCCUGGUCACUGCCAACCCCUUUGACUUUGGCAUCCUGGCUGCGACCCCGGCCCGCACCAUGGCAGUGUUUGCAGACGCUUUCACAGCAGGAGACACGCUGCCUGGUGGAGCAACAGAGCAUAGUAUCCAUUUCGAUGAAGUGAACCGGGCAGCUAUGGAUGGGGUUCCAGUCCCAUCCCUUGCUGAGAUUGAGUCGGAUCUGCUGUCACGCAUCCAUGACAUCUCAGGGAACAAGGUAUCAUCCAUGGAGCCCCUCAUGGCGGCCGGCAUCGACUCCCUAGCGGCAGUGGAGCUACAGUCCAGCCUGGCAGCCGCGUGGAAGCUGGACCUGCCCUCCACCCUGCUGUUCGACUAUCCCAGCGCGCAGAGCAUGGCAGCCUUCAUUCAUGAGCGACUGGCAGGGGCGCAUGAUAGGACCGCGCACUACUCCCCAGACCCGGGGGCCGCGGGGCGCAGCUACGCCCGCUUUGCCGCCUUUCUGGGCGAUGUGGCCGGCUUCGACGCGGCCCUCUUCGGGCUGGGCAGGGCGGAGGCGGCGGGCAUGGACCCGCAGCACCGCCUGCUGCUGGAGGAGACGGCGGCCGCGGUGGGAACGGUGACCAUGCCCUCCUCGACUGGCCCGGUCGGGGUCUACGUGGGAUGCAUGUACCAGGAGUACCCCUACGUCCUGGCCGCCGCGGAGGCGGGGCUGAGCUCCUCUGCGGUGCUGGGCAACUCCAUGUCCUUCAUGGUGGGCCGUAUCUCCUUCACCUUUGGCUUCACAGGCCCGUGCAUGAGCACCGACACGGCCUGCUCCUCCUCCCUGGUGGCCGCUCACUUAGCCUGCUGCGACCUGCUGGCGCGCCGGGCCGCCCGCGGUGUGGCGGCGGGGGCCAACCUCAUGCUCAGCCCCGCCACCCCCGUGGCCAUCUGCAGCCUGCAGGCCCUCUCCCGCUCCGGCCGGUGCCUGGCCUUCGACUCCGGCGCCGAGGGCGCGGUGAACCAGGACGGGCGGUCGGCGGCCCUCACCGCGCCCCAUGGUCCCUCCCAGGCCCGCCUCGUCCGCGACGCUGUGGGCGAGGCGGGCGCCGGGGUUGAGGUAGAAAGCGUGCUCGCGCACGGCACGGGCACCCCUCUCGGGGACCCCAUCGAGAGCGCGGGCCGAGCCCUGGGCCUCGGCGCGCCCAAGUCCGCCCUGGGGCACACCGAGGGCGCGGCGGGCUUGGCGGGGCUGGCGUGCGCUGCGGCGGUCGCCACACGCGCCCGCAUGCCGCCCGGCUUGCACCUCCGCGACCUGAAUCCCGCGGUGGCGGCGGUGGCCGCCGGCGGCGCACACCUCCCACGCCAGGGCAGGGGCAUCGCGCGCUCGACCCCGGGGCUGUGGGCCACGGGGACCAGCGCCUUUGGCAUGAGCGGCGUGAACGCCCACGCCCUAGUUGCCGGGCCCGGCGGAGGUGCCGAGGCCACAAGGGCCGCCGGUGGCGCCCGCCCGCUGCUCCUGCAGCCCACCCGCAUCUGGCCCCUGCCCGCACCGAGCGUGCUGCUGCUGAGCGCGAGCGCCAGGAGCGCCUCCACGGUCACGAUGCAGUGCCACCUGCAUUCCGCCGGCCAGCCAGCGGUCAUGGUUGAGCGCUACACGCUUCAUCCACCGGCGGUGGCUCUGGAGAUACUCGAUGCGGCGGGUGCCUGCCUGGCCCACCCCUCACCCCACCUCCAGCCCUUUGUCGGGGAGAGCGCCGCCCGCGAGCGCCUGCUCUGGGAGCAGGUGUGGGAGGAGCAGGAAAACGUUGCAGACGUCUCGCAGCCCACUAGAGCGCUCCUGGUGUCUCGCAGCACAGACCCGGGGACGUUCCAGGACGCCCCGGGCGCGACGUGGGUGACCUGGUCUGGGCUGGAAGACUCUGCCCUGCUCAUGCCGGGUCUGUACGUCGCCAGCGCCCCGCACUUGGAGCUCCUGCUGAGGGCUGUACGGCCAGAGCUGGUGGCCUGGGUGCACCUGGAGGGAGAUGAGGACAGCCAUGAUUUGGCCGAGGCUUCCCGCUCCGAGCGUGCCGAGGUGGAGGGCAUGCUUGGCACACUGGCGUCGCCCCUACUGCCAACCCGCCGGGGCAGGUUCAGCCUGAUCAAGCUGCGCCAUGAAGGUCGUGAGGCCUCGCCCCUCGCCUCGAUGCUGGAAGGCGUGGCGCGCACGCUGUUCAUGGAGCAGAGGCACAGCUACGCCCCAUCUUUGGAGGUGCUGCUGCCCUGCUCCGUGCCCGGGGCACACCUCCUGGCCGCCAUGCAAGGCCCUGGGGAGUUUGCGCUCCAGACGCGGGGCGGCACGCUGCACGGCCUUCGCCUCAGGCAGAAGCGGAAGUGGGACCAGGGACUGGGAGACGCUUUGCACAGACUGGCAUUCAACACUUCUGGUCACGCCUCCGGUGCCCUCAUCACGGGAGGAACCAGGGGCCUAGGGCUGGAGGUGGGCAGGAGCCUCAUUGCCAGAGGCUGCCGCCUGCUGGUGGUGGUGUCAAAGAGUGGGCGGCUACCCGAGGAGGCGCAGAGCGAGUGGGCCGGGCAGGGGGUGCGCUUUGUCACCCGCGCGGCAGACUUGUCGGACUUCGAUGCCGCGUGCGGCCUCUUCAACUGGGUGGCUGACGCACACCCCGGCGUGCAACUGGUGGUGCACGCGGCGGGGGUGUCAAAUCCCGUCCCCCUCUGUGACCUGGACUCCACCAGCUUCUGGGCUGGGGCCGGCGCCAAGGUGGCCCCCAUCCGCGCCCUCCUUGCCUCGCGCCUCGUGCCACAGACGGUCAUCCUCCUUUCCUCCACGGCCGCCGUGUGGUCGCAGACCGGCGGCGCCUCCUACGCUGCGGCCAACGCCUGGCUGGACGGCGUCGCGGUGCGCGAGCGGGCCGGUGGCCGGGCCUUCACCUCCCUCCAGCUGGGACCAUUCAAGGGGGCGGGCAUGGCUGCAGCGCACGCCGACCAGCUGGCCGCCCUGGGCCUGGGCUGCCUGCACCCUGCACAGGCAUGGAUUUGGGGAAGGGGUUUGGACAAUCGAGGUUGUGUGCCUACAGUGUGGGAGGCAGCCCAGGUGGCGGGCGAGGCGCCGACACUCCUGUAUGCCAACCUAGACAUCGCGAGGAUGCAGCAUCUGUAUGACAUGCAGGGCACAUGGCGCCUGCUGGAGGGCACCCUCGACUCCCAGCAAGCUGAGAAAGGUGCACAAAUUCUCGAGCCGGCGCAGCAGACGCAGGUGCGCCUCAGCGAGGCAACAGACACCCAGCGUUUGGCCACUACGCGCACCCUGAUCCAGAUGAAGCAGCUGGUAAAGUCCCUGGCCGCCGAUCUCGCCGGCAUCGAGCUAGGGGACCAGGACGCCUUUCCGCCAGGUGCUUUUGACUCUCUGGGGGCGGUGGAGCUGGCAGCCAGCCUCUCGGGCCGCCUCAAGCACCAUUUCCCAGCGACCCUGGUGUUUGACCACCCCUCCGUGCCGGCGAUGGCCCAGCACCUACUGGAGGCCCUGAGCCCGGCAGACCGGCCUGCUCCCAUGCCUCCUGUCCCGCCAACUACACAUCAUUUGGCUGCCGGGAGCCCGGGCCUUGACAUCUCCCUCACAGGCAUCUCCCGCCUGCCAGGCCAGGAGGAGGUGCUGGGCUGGAUGCAGCCGCAGCCACAGGACGCCAUCACCCACGUUCCCUUCAGCCGCUGGGACCUGGAGCCGGCGAGUGUGCGCAUGGAGCAGCCCAUCAGGCAGGCUGGGUUCCUCACCGAGGUUGAGAGUUUCGACCUGAGCCUGUUUGGCAUGUCCUCCCUGGAGGCCUGCCUUGUUGAUCCCCAGCACCGCCUGCUGAUGGAGGCGUGCUGGCAACUGCUGGUGAAGGACUCGGUCUCCAGCCUCUGGGGCUCUGCCACCUCGGUGCACGUCGGCAUCCAGCAGAUGGAGUACGGGGCCCAGUCAGCGCCCCACCAGACCUCCAUUGGCCCCUACACCGCGACGGGGGUCAGCCUGGGGGUGGCCGCCGGGCGCCUCGCCUUCCUCUUUGGUCUGAAGGGCCCGGCCGCCGCCGUGGACUCCGCCUGCAGCUCGGCGCUGGUGGCGCUGCACCUGGGCCUGCAGGCAACGAGGGCGGCUGCAGCGCCGGGCAAUGCGCUGGCAGCUGGGGUCAACCUGUGCCUGAGCCCGGGGACGUUUGCGGCGGCAGCGGCGGCCGGCAUGCUCAGCCCCCAGGCCAGGUGCAAGACCCUGGACGCCUCAGCGGACGGCUACGUCAGGGCGGAGGCCUGCGUGGUCCUCAGGCUGCAGCGCCAGGCAUCGGACCCUGGCGGCCGCAUCCCCUCCCACGAACAUGCUCAGGCCUGCGCCAUCCGCGUCGCAGCCAGCGCGGUGAACCAGGACGGGCGGUCCAGCAGCCUGACGGCGCCUCACGGCCCCAGCCAGACCGGCGUGCUUUCUUCUGCACUGUCUCAAGUGUCGCAGCGCGCCGCCCUCUCCCUCCUGGAGCUGCACGGCACGGGGACGCCCCUGGGCGACCCCAUCGAGAUCGGCGCCGCGCUGCCGAACCUGGUGGCGGGGUCCGGGGCAGCGCGCGCUGGCGCACCGCCCCUCCUGCCGCGGGAGCGCUGCGCCCUGCCCUGUACAAAGCAGGACGAUGGCGAACCCCUGCUGGGGGGCGUCAGUGCCUUUGCCUUCCAGGGCACCAACGCCCACGUCAUCCUGGCGGCGGGCCGCUGUGUGGGCGAGGAUGCGGCUGACGAGAUCCUGCCCACCUCUUACCCCCUCCCCGCCUGGACCCGACAGAGGUGCUGGUUUGCGGGCCCUGCCCCAGCCUUGCUAGAACGGGCGAUUCCCAGCGGCAGCGGCCCCAACCUGCUACUGCUGGAGAGCUCGCUGCCCGGCGUCGGCUGCGCUUUCCUCAUGGAUCACAUGGUGCAGGGGCGGGUGCUGAUGCCCGGCGCUGCCCUGUUUGAGCUGGCCGCGGCAGCGGUGGACGUGUCGCUGCCUGUUCAGGGCGCGGACACCCCGGGCGGCAUGGCACGGGUGGCUCUCUCGGCGCCCCUGGCACUCACCGGCCAGACAGCAAAGCUACGCACAGAGGUCGAUCCCCUGCGCGGCGGCUUGAGGAUCUGCGGCGUGACGACGCACCUGUCAAGCAGCGUGCUCCGCUGCUUCGAGCUCAGACCGGCCCCCGGUGCCUGGAGAGGGAGCCGCCGAGUACCUGCACGGCGCAUGCUGGCGGAAAUGGCCUCGUUUCAGCUGGCUGAGUCAGCGCCCCAGGCCGACAGCGUGGCGGCCUUUGCCAUGCUGCCUAACAUCUCUGCCGACAGGCAGCCGGGAGGCUUCGCGGCGCACCCUGCGCAGGUGGACGCUGCCACGCAGCUUGGAAUCACUAUGGUCGACCUACUCCAGACCACCUCAACGCCGUCCAGAGCCUCCCUCAGCGUGCCCGCCGGCCUGGAACGCUACCAGCGCCCGGCGCUGGUGGGCUGGAAGUCUGUUCCCGGCUGCAUGCCCGCCGGCGGCUGGGGCGAGGGUGGUCUGGACGGGCACGGCAACACCGCCAGUUUCCGUCUGGGCCACGCCACCGCAGUUCGAGGACUGAGAUUUGCGGCGAUGACAAGUGGCGCGAGGAGCAGGGCGGCGGUCGUCGCUCCUGCGUCCCUCGCGCUGCGGGUGGCAGAGGCGCAGGUCUACCGGCCCUGGGCUGAUGGAGGCUGCCUGGCGGAUGCCCCGCUUUCUCACCAGACGGCGGCCCACCUGCGGACCACGGCCGCGCCCAAGACGGCCCAGCUGCGCCGCCUGACUCCUUGCUCAGCUCCCCUCUCGCUAGCAGUGGCCUUCUCCUCGCUCUCCGCCUGGGCGGGCACCCCCGGUCAGGCCAGCUACGCCGCCGCCAACGCUGCCCUGGACGCGCACGCUGCGCGCGCUGCGCACAGCGGCCUGCCCUGUAUCAGCGUGCAGUGGGGUCCUUGGGCGUCCGGGAUGACAAGGAAUCGCCCGGAGCUGGAGGCGCGCUUCGCCAGGGCGGGCCUCGGCCUCAUGCUACCAGACCAGGGCCUCGCUCUGCUGUCUGCCAUCGUGGCCGGCGGGCUGCUGUCCCAGCCCUUGUUUGCGGGGUUGCUGAGCAGUGGGGCGCAGGAGCUGCAGCGGCUGCUGCAGGACCAGUUCUUGGUAGCCUUGCCGGCCACGCUGGUGUACGACCACCCCACCAUCGCCGACCUUGCCGCCCUCGUUUCCCAGCUGAGGCGGGGCAGGACGACGACGCGCUCAGCCACAACAUCCACCACGGUGCAGCUGCUGCGCUCCAUCGUGGCAGGGGUGCUGGGGCGGGAGGUGGAAGACGACGAGCCGCUCAUGCAGGCCGGCCUGGACUCCCUGGGGAGUGAGGCAGUGAGGCAGGGCAUCAGCGAAGCCUUCCACACCAGCCUGUCCCCCAGCUUUGUCUUUGAUGCGCCAACCAUCGCAGCCAUGGCAGCUGUGCUGGCGGCGGAGCACGAAGUCGACAACACUGGGGAGAGGCAGGAGGUCCAGGCUCAGACCUGGGAGGAUGUCGGGCGGCCCAUUUCAUUCGAUACAACAGCCGCCAAGAAGGCCGUGCAUCUAGUAGGCUUGUCCUCGCGGCUCCCCAGCACCCCGGGUGGCCACCUGGCGGAGGCCUGGGCCGUGCUGGAAGAAGGCAGGGACCUGCAGGGGGUCAUCCCCCUGGCCCGCUGGGACGUGGACCGGAUCUAUGCACCUCCAGGGACCACAGCCGCCCAGCGCCCGACUUCCUACGCGCGCUUCGCCACGCUCUGCGACGGCGUGGAGGCCUUUGACGCCGGCCUGCUGCGCGUCUCGCCGGGCGAGGCCCUGCUCGUGGACCCCCAGACCCGCCUGCUGCUGGAGGGCGUGCACUCGCUGCUGGCGGGCUCCAGCGUGCUCGACCCCAGAGCCACCGGGGUCUUUUCUGGCUGCAUGUAUCACGAGUACCUGUCUGUGCUGGCGGCGGGUGGCUCCCAGCAGCUGCCCGGCCCGGCCUUUGUCGGGAGCGGGGCGCCUUACAUGGUGGGCCGCAUCGCCUUUACCUUUGGCCUCAGGGGCCCAAGCUCCAGCGUGGACACGGCCUGCUCCUCCUCCCUGGUGGCCGCCCACCUGGCAGCCGCCACGCUCACCCGGGGCGAGGCCACUGGCGCGGCGGUCACUGGGUCCAACCUGCUGCUGGACCCGGCCACCAUGGUGGGCAUUGCGCGCCUGGCGCUCGCGGCGUCCGCGGUGAACCUGGCGGGGCGGGGCAGCGCCCUCACCGCGCCCAACGGCCCCGCCCAGACCGCCGUCGUGCGCGCGGCGCUGGCGGCCGCCGGGAUCAGACCCGGCGCGCUCGCCGCGCUCAGCGUGCACGGCACGGGAACCGCGCUGGGGGACCCGCUGGAGGUGGGCGCGGCGGGAGCGGCACUGGGACCAGGCGCCCCGCUGGCCCUGCUCUCCACCAAGGCGUGCCUGGGCCACACCGAGGGCGCGGCGGGGCUGACGGGGGCGCUGGGCGCGCUGGGCGCGCUGCACGCCCGCGCUGCGCCGCCCACCCUCCACCUUUGCGUGCUGAAUCCGCACGUGGGCGCCGCGCUGGGGGCGGGGGGGGGUUCCUUCUCCGUGCUCCUGCCACGCCAGCGCGCCCCGCUGCUGCUGCCACGCGGCGCGGCGGGAACCAGCUCCUUUGGCAUGAGCGGCGUCAACGCGCACGCCAUCUUGGAUGCCACGCGUGUGGCGAUCAGUGAUGAGGUGAAGAGCGGGGCGCGUGACGAGCGCCUGAUGGAGCGCCGGCGAUUGUGGCCGCGCCCGGCGCCCAGCCCGGCCCUGGAGAGGGCCCUGGCAGAGCCGGGGACAGUCCGCUUCGACGUCCUGCUCUCCCAGCCGGGCCUGGCCGACCUCCUGGACCACCAGGUGCUGGGCCAGGCACUGCUCCCGGCCGCCAUGAGCCUGGAGCUGAUGGCCUCGGGCGCGGCUAUGCUUGUGCAUGGAAAUCCCACUGCACCCGGAAGGGCAGAGCCUGGCGCACUGCUGGUGGGUGUGACCCUGCCAUCCCCAGUCCGCCUCGGCGGCACCGCACCGCUGCGCCUGCUGGUACGGGAGGAAAGCGUGAGCAUGGAGUCUGGCGGGCACAUCACCGGCGCCGGGAGCGUCGCCACCGUGGCGCACGCCAUGGUGGCGUCCUGGCGUGCACCACAUUGUCAAGCUGCGCCAAACCCUGCGCGGGCAGCAGUCCUCUGCGGCAUCUCCAAUGGCCCAUCGGGUCCCUCCAGCGGCAUGCUGGGCUGCCUGGCGGGUGGCGCCACUCUGCCUGCCGUCCUCCAUGCAGCCAGGGUGGACGCCGGGCUGCACCUGGGCGCCACGAUUGCUGCCAGGAUGACGGUGCCGGUCUCCUUUGGUGCCGUGGCCGCGAGCCCGGCGAUCCUGCCCCCCUGGCAGCGUCACAGGGAGGCCUGGGUGGAGGCCGGGGACUUCCAGGCCGCCGGGCAUCGGGGACCGGCAUCUGCCAGCUUCGGGAUGCGCGGCUCCAGCGAGGCGCGGCUCAUAAAAGUACAGAGCAAGCCCCUGAGCACUACUGCUGCCGGUCACGACCACGAGGGGAGCGGCAGGUCGAGCGGGGCGCAGGAGGUGGCUCACAUGGUGUACAUCACGCAGUGGCAGGCCCAAGAUGCUGGGGUUGCUGCUGCCACCAGCAGAUGCGCCGCACUCAUGUAUGCAGCAGCAAUCCGGCACCACCAGCAACGUGAGAGGAUUGAUGGCGCGCGACAGCACGCCAACCUGCAUCCCAACAAGUCAGCAGCGCAGGAGACCCUCUGGCUGGCUGGGGACUCGGCGUUCAACACUGCGCAGCCAGCAGCAGCACUGGCUCUGCUGCAGACUCUGAGCCUGGGUGUGGGUCCCUUGACAAGUCUCAGCCUCUGGGGCUGCUCCCUGCAGCCCCAGCUGAGUGCCACGGGGGCGAUGGCACGCGUGGCAGCCCGCGAGCGACCUGGUGGUAUUCAAGUGCACGCCGCGGGCGGCGACCUGCACGCAGUGGGAUCGCGAUCCUUUGUGAGACCGUCUGGCGGCCCAAGCAUCAUCCCACCGCACAACGAUGACGACCACGACGAUGACGAUGAUGGGUACGGCUCCUGGCGGGGGGCAGGCGGCGUACGCAUGCAGCCGCGGCUGCUGCCCUGGGUGGGACCGGGCGAGGCGCUGCGCGGCGAUGAUGUCGGCGCCUCGCAUGGCGCUGCAUUAGUCACCGGCGGCCUGGGCGAGCUGGGCGGCCUGGUGAUGCGGCACCUGGCGAUGACUGGCCGGCACACGGCGAUCCACGUGCUGGGCCGGCGGCGACGUGCUAAUGCGUUGGCUCCGCUGGAAAGCACGAGCCUGGUGCUCCGCGGGUUGCUGACGCUGACCCUGGCGGACGUGUCGGUGUGGGGCGACCUCCUGGAGGUCCCAACAUUGCAGACCAGCGCCACCCUGGAACCCACCCUCAGCCUCUUCCACGCCGGGGGGGUGCUCGCGGACGCGCCGCUCGCCGCGCACAGGCCGGCUCAGCUGAGAGAACUGGCCGCUCCCAAGGCCGGAGCGGGGAUUGCGCUGCUGCGCUCCACAAGCGUCCUGCCUGUCCUCGUGACGGCCCUGUUCGCGUCUACAUCUGCCACGCUGUCGCCGCCGGGGCAGGCCGGGUACGCGGCCGCUAACGCCGAGCUGGGCGCGCUGGCGGCGCGAGCCAGCGACCGCGGCCUGCCCGUGCUGUCUGUGCAGUGGGGGCCCUGGGUGGUGGGCAUGGCGGCCCGCUCCCCAGCCCUCCUGGCGCGGCUGGAUCGGAUCGGGGUGGGCCUGGUCCGCCCAGCCGCGGGGCUGCGGGCGCUGCAGCGAUUACUGAUCGCCAGGCCGGGUGGGGCGCCGCCUGAUGUGCUGGCCAGCCCCUUCCACUGGGGCCGCAUGGCGGCCGCCGGGGAGGGCCAGGUCCGCCCUGCCGUUUUUGAACUGGCGGCUGAGGCGCAGGGGGAGCGGCAGGGACCUGUGAAACAUGAAGGAGUUGUGAGCAGGGUAGAUCGGCCUCACGCCGACAGCACGGCAACGACCCCGCCAAUGACUGCCAGCUCCAGGGUGUGGACGCGGGAGGCACUGCUGGCCGAGAUCCUGUUGAUCCUGGCGACCCUCCUGCCGACGGAGGUGGCAGAGGACACCACCUUUGCAGAGGCGGGCCUGGACAGCCUGGCGGCGGUGGAGGCGCGCGACAUGCUGGCGCGCCGCCUGGGCACCGCCCUGCCGGCCACCAUCCUGUUUGACACCCCGCACCCCGCAGCGCUCGCGGCUGCCCUCGAGGAGCAGCUGGCUGAGCGCGCCGAGGUGGUGCCCAUGGGCGCUGCUGACGGGCUCGCUGCAUUGGCGGGGCCGCCGGUGCGAUCAACAUCCGUGGCCAUCUACACGACCGCUUCGAGGUUCCCCACGCCUGUCGGCAACUCGCCGGAUGCUGUGGGCCUGGUUCCCUGGUCGCGGUGGGACGUGGAGGCAACCUACCGCCCCAUUGGAGGCAGCGGCGGCAGCCACUCGCUAGCAGCCUACGUUCGGCACGGGGCCUUCCUGGAGGACAUCUGGGCCUUUGACGCAGGGGCCUUCAGAUUAGCAGGCGCCGAGGCGGCCGCCAUGGACCCCCAGCACCGCAUCCUGCUGGAGCUGGCGGGUCUGAGCCUGCAGGAGCUGGGCGAUGGCAUGCGGGUGGACAGGGAAACGACCGGCGUGUACGUGGGCAGCAUGUACCACGAGUACGCGGGUGUGGCGGCGCGCGUGGGCGCCGCGCCCUCCCCGCUCGCCGUCACCGGCGGCGGCCCCUCUUUCCUGGCGGGCCGCGCCUCCUUCGCGCACGGCCUGGGCGGUCCCUGCCUGUCCCUGGACACCGCCUGCUCCUCCUCCCUGAUGGCGCUGGCGCUGGCGGCGGACGCGCUGCGCCUGGGCCAGGCCAGCGCCGCGCUGGCGGCUGGGGUGAAUGCCCUGCUGGACGGCGCGACCACGGCCGCCAUCUGCCUGCUGGGCGCGCUGUCGCCGGUCGGGCGCUGCCGCGCCUUUGACGCCGCCGCCGACGGCUACGGCCGGGGCGACGGCUUUGUCACGCUGGGCCUGGGUCCAUUGAUCACAAGAGAUGAGCAUGGCACCCUGCUCCCCCCACCGCUCGCGCGCAUGGCGGGCUGGGCGGCCAACCAGGCGGGAUCCCGCGCGGCGCUGGCCGCGCCCAGCGGCCCCGCCCAGACGCGCGUCGUGCGCGAUGCGCUGCGCGCCGGCGGCUUGGACCCCGGCGCGGUCGCUGCGCUGAGCUUGCACGGCACGGGCACGCUGCUGGGUGACCCGCUGGAGGUGGGCGCCGCGGGAGCAGCGCUGGGCGCGCCGGGGUCCAGCCCGCCGGCGCUGCUGGCGGGCAAGGCCAUGCACGCGCACACGGAGGGCGCGGCGGGCCUGACGGCCACGCUGUGCGCGCUGUGCACGCUGCAGGACCGCAGCCUGGCCCCCGUCCUGCACCUGCGCACCCUGAACCCGCACGUGGCGGGCGCGCUCGGCGACUGGGGACGAGGCCCGGGAGGGAAGGCGGCCGCCACGCUCCCCCGCCAGUAUGCCGGGCUGCCUGGGAACGGCAGGGGCCUGGCCGGCGCGAGCUCCUUCGGCAUGAGCGGAGUGAAUACGCACGUGGUCCUGGCACCAGUCGACAGGCUUGCGCUGGGAUCUGCAGAGGGAUCAGCUUGGGAGAGGCGUCUGCCGCUGCCCUGGCAGAGGAGCAAGCACUCCCUGCUGCCCGACACCCACCCCGCCCUCUGCCCUUCACUGAGUAGGCAUGCCGGCCAGGUCGCCCUUGCGGUUGACCUGGGGCACGCACGCUGCGAGCCGCUGUGGCAGGUGGGCGUGCACGGCAGCCCCGCUGCAGCGCCAGAAGUGUGCCUGAGCCUGGCUGCCGCCGCGCUACGCACGCUGGGCAUUCCUUCAGGAGUCUUGCCUGCCCUGGCUGGCGUGGUGGCGGGGCGGUGGGCGAGCCUGAGUGCCGGGAACUCCGUGUCCCUGACCAUCCUCACCGACUGCCGGUCGGGGGGCGUGGCAGUGGUCCUGGAGGGGCUUGGCCAUGGCAGGACCGAGCUGCUGACGGCAGAGGCGCGCAGGGUGCCCAGACAACCAUCCGCGACAUGCUGCCUGGACAGCCCAGCAGAUGUCUUGGAUGGCUUCCCCAUUGUACCCAUCCUCUGCCUGGCACGCCUGGAAGCCCUGUCUCCCGACCCGUUGCUGCUGGCGGCCGCAGAGCUCGUCCUGGAUCUGGGCGCUGCGUCAGGUUCCCAGUCAAUCUCAUGGGGCACCAGCUUCGGUGCUUCAGCGCUGUUCCACUCCGAUGCUGGGCAGGCACGCGGCUUGCAGUGGGUGCCCCUGGGAACGCCCGUCGUCGCCGGCGCUGCCUCGGCUGGGCUGGAAGAGAGGCUGGAGUACGAGGUGGAGGAGCAGGUGCUGGGAACGCUGCCCCGCCUCCAGACGUUCCGCGCUGGCUGGGCCCUGGCGCUGCGGCCUUCGACGGCCGGGGACCGCGCGGGGUGCAUCCGGGCGGUGCAGGUCGUCCAGGGAUUGCUGGCCAGCGAUGCACCUGCCACCCUCCAGAGCUGGGCAGCCAGCGGCAGCAUCCCCGCGCCCGUCCCCGGCGCCGCCGGCACGGCACUCUCCGGCGUCGUGCCGGCGCUGCUGGCCAGCGCAGCGCUGGAGCUCCCCGCCCAGGCCAGGAAGCUGGCGCACGGCGGGAGCGAUCUCGUGAGGAGCGCGGUGGAAGCUGAGGGUGUCCUCGGGUCAGAACGCGCCGGCGGAAUGCCACAUGACCUCCAGCAGGGCGGCCUCGCGAUUGCCAGGAGGAUGAUGUACGGUCGCGAGGCGGGGGCCGGGCGGGCCCCCCAGUGCCUGAACCGCCAUGCCACGGCGCUGGUCACGGGUGGCCUGGGCGGCAUCGGCCACCUCGUUGCCCUGUGGCUGACCGGCGAGGGCGCAGACGCGGUGCUGGUCGGGCGGACGGGUCGGGGCGCGGCCCCCAGCAGCGGCCUGGAAACAGCUGGACUGGACGCAUCCUAUUGUGUCACGGCCGUCGCGGCGGACGUGGCCUGCUCUGCAGAUGCUGCAGGGUUGAGAAUGACCCUCGCGCGUCUGCGCGGCGGCCUCCCCGUCUCAACGGGCGCCCGCGCCUUCCUCAUCCACGCCGCGGGCGUGCAGGUGGCCGCCGGCGUGCCGGCGCUCCGCUCCGCGAGCCUGAGCCCGGUGCUGGCCCCCAAGCUGGCGGGCGGAAGGCUCCUGCUGGGCGCCGCGGCGCACGCUGUGCCCACGCUGGGCGUGUCCCUCUUCUCCUCCCUCUCCUCCCUGGCCGGCUUUGCCGGGCAAGCCAGUUACGCGGUCGCCAACGCGUGCUUGGAUGCUGUGGGUGCUGGCGCUUCGGCUGCCGGCCACCCGGUAGCUGCCGUGCAGUGGGGCGCCUGGGCCACCGUCGGCAUGGUGCACCGCAAGCAUGCGCCGUCCCCGGCCCAGAUCAAGGCCAUGGGCAUGCUCACCAGCGAGGCGGGCCUGACCGUCCUGCGACGGCUGCUGGCGGGAAGCUGGGACCGUGCUGGCGCGGUGUGGGGCGCUGUACCGCGGUUGUACUGGCACCAUGUGCUGCAGUAUAUGGCAGAGGUGCCUUCGCUCCUGGCGGAUGUCAUGGAGGAAGCGGCAGGCAGCGCAGUCAUGGCGCCCUGCCAGGACCACGUCCAGGAGGGUGCAUCGACUGCGCAACAGCACCACCUGAAGGGAGGCGAUGUCGAGCCUGGGCUGCGAGCGCUUGUUGAGAGCGUGCUCGGGGUGGAAAGCUUGGAGCCAGGUGUCCCCCUGGGCCUGCAGGGCCUGGACUCAUUGGCGGCACUGGAGCUGCGCCAGAAGAUCCAGGAUCUGACUGGAGUGGUGGCGCCCAGCCUCGUGCAGGACCCCGCAGGCGCCCUGCUGGCCACCGUGGUGGCAGAGGUCAGGGAGGGCAUGGUCAAGACAGCACGAGCCCAGAACCCCACAGGCCACACCUUCCAGAUCCUGGCCACAACGCCCAUAAGUGCAAGCAGCACCCCUGAAGCGGGGGCUGUCACUAGGGGAGACACCCAUGGACCUGCGCCGCCUCGUCACCCGAUGCAGAAGCCACUCCUGCGCAUGUUCUGCCUGCCCUACGCUGCUGGGGUGUCCGCCAACGUCUUUGCAAGGUACCCGGAGCGGCUGCCCGCCUGGAUCGAGGUCUGGCCGGUGGAGAUCCCGGGCAGGGGUCGUCUCGCCUCCCAGCCGGCGCAUGGCCAGGUCCAGGACCUGGCCGCCUACCUGGCGCACACCCUGCCACUGGACGAGCUGCCCUACGUCCUCUUCGGCACCUGCCUGGGCUCCAUCGUGGCCUAUGAGCUGGCCGCACUGCUGGAAAGGGAGGAGGGCCGGCGGCUACCGCUGGCCCUCAUCGUGGCGGCCGUGGCCCCGCCCCACCUCUAUGCUCGGGCUGUCAUGCGCCUUUACCUCCAGCGGGCCAUGAGUCGGUCCGAGCCACCCCCUGUGGAGGAGGUGCUGGGGAUCUUGAGCGGCUGGAAGGACCUCUCCAAAGACACCCUGCUCAAGGCCUUCGAGGCCGGAAAUUUUGCCGGGGUGGAGGAGAUGCGGAGGAACGACCGCCUGUUCUGGCGCGUCGCCCCCCUAGGCGUCGCUGACAUCAGCAUGGCGGUACGGUACCACCACGACCCUAGCGUGCCGCCCCUGGCCUGCCCCAUCGUGUCCCUGGACGGGCGGCUGGACGGGACCAUUGAACGUGGGGCCAUGCGAGGGUGGGGCCGGCACACCCUCGCCGCCCACACCCACAUCCCCAUCAGGGCGGGCGACCACUACUUUGUGGCCAAGGAGUAUCAGGAGGCCGUAGUAAGCAAGAAACCGGUAGUUGCAGGCAAGCGGGAGCAGAGGGGCUUGGGCCCCAAGGUCCGGCUGGGGAAUGACAAGCUGGAAUUCGUCCCGGCCAGAACACUCGCCAAGGGUGGCAAGCCUACUGCUGCGGCCAAGACCCUUGCCAAGGUGCAGCUCUUCCCAGCAGCCCCCCACGCCAAGAAGAAGGCCGGACCUGCACAGAGAAAGGCCAGCCUGGCUGCCAAGACCGUGGCCCCAGAGGAGAAGCAGCAGGGCACAGAGCGGCGUGCAGCCAACCGCCGAACGGCUGUGGAGUCUGUCGAGAUCGACAAUGUGACCUUUCAUACCGGUGACUCCGUGUAUGUCGUGCUGGACGACUCUGCCAUCCAAGGCCUCAGCGACGACGAGGAGGAGGAGGCCUGCGCUACGUGCGGCGAGGUGGACCGCGCCGGCGUCGACAUGCUGGAGUGCGGGCGCUGCCUCCGCGGUUUCCACCUCUGCUGUCUGGACCCGCCCCUGGACGCCGUGCCAGAGGAUGACUGGGUGUGCCCGGACUGCGAGCAGGGCAGGCCCGUCCCUGCCCAGGGCCCCACCACGGCGCGGUCCAGGGUGCUGACGCGGGCGGGCCUGGCGCUGGCCCGCAUCGAGGCGCUGUGGGCCAUGGGCGGCGGCGCACACGCCGCCACCCUGCGCUGGUACUGCCUGCCGGAGGAGACGCACGCCGGGCGGCAGACGCACCACGCGGCGCGCGAGGUGUUCCUGACCUCCACGCGCGACCUGAAUGAGGUGACCACCCUCCUGCGCCACGCCCACGUCCUGCCAUCGCCGGAGUUCCGACACGCGCCACCGGAGCUUGGGGACGACGUCUUCCUCUGUGACUACGAGUACAACGAAGCCUGGCAGCGCUUCCGGCGCCGGCCGGAGUUUGGGCCCAGCGAGUCGGAGGACGAGGGCGAUGACUGGCGGCCCGAGGCCGAGGCCGAUGAGGCCAACCAGGAAGGCGACGCUGGCCUGCACUGCAAGUCCGUGUACGCCAUGUGGGCCGAGAAGGGCCUGGUGCCGCCCAAGAACCUGCGUGGCUACGGCACGGCCAACCCGCGUCCCUCCAGACAGGGCGGCAAGGAUCUGCUGGGAGUCGUGGGCCGCACGGGCGCCGACGGCGACGACCUGGCCGUCGCGGCCGCCGCCCGAGCCCGCGCCCUGUCGGCGUGCCCGCUGGCGCGUGCCAGGGACGCGCUGGCGCCCAGCGCCGCGCCGCGGCGCCUGCCCUGCCGCGAGGCCGAGCGCGCAGCCGUGGAGAGCUUCGUCGAGUCGGUCCUGGACGCAGACCAGGGCCCCGGCUGCUCCGGUCGCUGCCUCUACAUCUCGGGCAUCCCCGGCACGGGCAAGACGGCCACGGUGCUCGAGGUCAUGCGCUCGGCUCGCCAGCGCGUGGAGUCGGGCGAGGUCCCCGCCUUCCGCUUCGUGGAGAUCAACGGCCUACGCCUCGCCUCGCCCCAGCACGCCUACUGCGCCCUGCACGAGGCGCUGACGGGGGAGCGCCUGGGGCCCAGCUUGGCCGCGGCGGCGCUGGAGCGCAUGUUUUGCGGCGGCGCGGCGGCCACGGGCCGGUCCAAGUCAGCGCCCCCCAAGCGCCCCGUCAUAGUUCUGGUCGACGAGCUGGACCUGCUCGUGAACAGGGCUCAGACGGUGCUGUACAAUUUGUUCGACUGGCCCUCCCGCCCCGGCUCCCGCCUGUCCAUCAUCGGCAUCGCCAACACCAUGGACCUGCCCGAGCGCCUGCACCCCAGGAUCGGGAGCCGGCUGGCGGGGCGGCGCAUCACCUUCCAGCCCUACAACCGCGAGCAGCUGGAGACCAUCCUCCGCGCCAGGCUGGAAGGCAUCGACGCCUUUGACCCCAACGCCCUGGUCUUUGUUUCUCGCAAGGUGGCCAACUGCUCUGGCGACAUCCGCCUGGCACUGGAGAUCUGCAGGAGAGCGGCGGAGAUCACGGAGCUGGACUCCCUGGAGGGCAAGGAGAACAGCCAGGCCGACGCCAACGCCGAGUCCUCUCGCCUCCUCCUGGCGGCGGUGCACCUGGAGACGCGGUUCGGGGGCCGGGCGGAGGUGGGCGUGGGCGCGGUGCUGGCGCGCCUGCGCUCCAUGCUCUCCGCCGCGGGGCAGGAGCCGGUGGCGACCGGCGCGGCGCUGGAGGCGGGCCAGGCGCUGGCGGCGGCGCGCCUCCUGCUCUGCGACGCGCCGGCGCGCCGCCUGAAGGCCAGGGUGGUGCUCAACAUGCCCGCCCCGGAGCUGCUCUACGUGCUGACCGCGGACGAGGAGAUGCCCUGGCUGGCGGCACUGCUGGGGGCCGGCGGCGCGUGA